Pelobates cultripes (western spadefoot toad) is the source of this 1021-nucleotide messenger RNA. The record is from the annotation of a GenBank genome assembly. NCBI's taxonomy places the organism in Eukaryota, Metazoa, Chordata, Amphibia, Anura, Pelobatidae.
AUGAGUAUUUUCUCCAUCACUGCAAUAGCUGUGGAUCGUUACAUUGCAAUCAAGCACCCCCUGAAAUUCCGAACCUGGAGGUCCCCAGCGAAAGCUGCUUACACAUGCUGUGCCCUAUGGUUUCUUUUCAUUGCUAUGGGUGUUUUCCGUAUUUUGCAGAGCCGAGAUUUUACACUCACCACUUGCUUCCAAAAAGUCACCACUGAACCCUUUAACAUGGCUCUUGUCUUUGUCCUGGUUGGUUUUACUGUUCCGUUGAUCAUUAUCAGCUAUUGCUCCGGAGAAGUUCUAAUGCUUCUCCGCAAGAAAAACGCGUCCGAUACUUGUGAGAAGAAAGCAGUGAGGAAGGCCUUCAAUAUAAUUAUGGCCAACUUGGUAGUGUUUGUUGUCUGCUUCUUACCCGUCCAUGUGGGUUACACUGUGCGCUUUAUAACCGAAUCUCUCAAUGCCACUUGUCACACAUGGGAGAAAGUUAAUUUUUACACACAUGUGGCAACUUUGGUGGCAAAUUCCAACUGUGUCCUAGACAGUGUGUGUUAUUUUUUUGCAGCACAUGAAUUCUGGAAAGCUACAAUCCUUUAAUAAGCAUGUACAUUACUAUCUGCUUGCCGACAAUUAACUAAUAAAAGUAUUGUAUAAUUAGAUCUUGUAGCAAACCAAUCUCAAAUAAAUAAAUAAAAUAGAUAUUCACCAUAAUUUAGCAUUUUAUAAAUUCACUGAUUCUUCAUUCAAUUUCCAUGACUCAAAUUUGCCCUCAACCAUCUUAUCACAAGGCUGGAUAAGUAGAUGGACUGAGGAAUUUUUUGUCCUGUAUGACUCUCCACUUGCACAGUUAUAAAAGUGUAGGGAUACGACCGUGUCUCUAAACUGUGCUGUCUGAGUAUGUCCUAAAUCUCUUCAGCAUCAGAGGCAGCACUGUCUGUAUACUGAUCUGUACUACUCUGCCUGGCAGGUCUGCACUGUAAGUCUCGUCAGAUCCCAAGCAAAACCCACCGUGCCAACUGGCCAUGAAGAGAAGUGA